Hansenula ciferrii is the source of this 1125-nucleotide messenger RNA. RefSeq lists its product as uncharacterized. NCBI's taxonomy places the organism in Eukaryota, Fungi, Ascomycota, Saccharomycetes, Phaffomycetales, Wickerhamomycetaceae. Bases 1 to 1125 code for a protein of 374 amino acids. Gene Ontology annotation, molecular function: hydrolase activity. The record is from RefSeq and is a predicted model, not a curated record. The transcript has a single exon.
AUGUCAUCAAAAGAUCAGAUCAGAAUACCGAAGUCAGCGUAUCCCAAGGCAUAUCCAGAGUUUGAUUCCUCGUUUAUGGAUGAUUCGAUAGAAGGUGAUAUCUCAUUAAGUAGAGAUUUCAACGAUGCUGCUAAUUCAUCAACAACUUUGAAUGGGAAUAUCAACGAUUUGAACUCAUUAAACUCCAAUGAUUCAUUUGAUGAUAUCUUGGAAUCACCAAUUUCUUCAAAACAACAAUCUACAAUUUUCAAAGAACCACAAUCCCCCAAACCAAGAGGUUAUGAAUUCAAAUUAAAGAGUUCAAAUUGCACAGUUUAUUUAACUUAUCCAGUAACAAACAUCGAUAUUGAUAACUAUGGGAAAGUGGAUUAUGAAUUACAUACAAAAGAGAACGCAAUGGUUGUUAUUAUCCCAAAUUCUAAAGGGUUAAGUGUUAAUAAUAAGAAAUUGGCCGAUGCUUACGCUAUAAGAACAGGUUGUGUUACCGCUGUGUUGGAUGUUUAUUUUGGUGACUUCUUAGAUCAACCUACUGUUCAACCAAAUGAUGAGCUAAAAGAGGUUUCUUUUAUUGAUCGAUUCAAAAAUUUGACUUUUGAAAUGGCGGCUAAUGUUAAGAUUCAAUAUUGGAUUCAAUCACAUUCAUUUUUUGGCUCGUUUAAUGAAUCGGAUGGUUCUUUCCAAUCUACUUCUAAUUGGAUCACUGUGGAAAGUGCUAUUGAUGAAUUGUUGACAAAUCAUAAAGUGACAAAUGCUGUGUUGAUUGGGUUUUCAUUUGGAUGUAAUACUGUUCUUAGAUCAGCUGUUGAUAAUAAAGAUGAUAGAAUUAAAAGUAUAAUCGCUGUUCAUCCAUUAUUAAUCCCCAAGAAUGUUUUUGAGCAUAUCAACAAAUCAACGUUUUUGAUUACAGGUCCACCUGAUAAGUUUUAUUCAAAUGAAGAACUACAAAAAUAUAGACAAGAUUUGAAAGGUCGUAAUGAUCCAGAUUAUAAAUAUUUACAAUUCACUUCCAAAAAGGAUAUACCUCAUGGCUUUGCAAUUGCUGGUGAUUAUCCACCAAUGAAAGUUUCGAAUUUUCCUACACAAACUGCUCAACAUAUAACGUCCUGGAUUUUGCAACACAUUUAA